Xylaria bambusicola is the source of this 2203-nucleotide messenger RNA. Its product is annotated as general substrate transporter. Gene Ontology annotation, cellular component: membrane. The transcript has 4 exons. Gene Ontology annotation, biological process: transmembrane transport; carbohydrate transport. The record is from RefSeq and is a predicted model, not a curated record. Bases 482 to 2059 code for a protein of 525 amino acids. Gene Ontology annotation, molecular function: carbohydrate:proton symporter activity. NCBI's taxonomy places the organism in Eukaryota, Fungi, Ascomycota, Sordariomycetes, Xylariales, Xylariaceae.
GUGGCCCGCGACCCCUGCCGUUAGCUUACAGCACUGCUGCGAGCAGCGACAAAGAGCUCCAAAACGCAAAAGAUUAUCAAAAACUUUUCUGCUGCCUGUUAAUCGCAUGCAGAGUUCGUGGUAGUUGGCGUAAGCCACAUAAUACUGAGUAAAUAACUUGAUAUAGGGGCUAAUUACUCAUAAUACUCCACAUACCAAGAAAAAGCUGAGAUCACUCUAAAAAUCAAGUACCGAGAUGCGGGGAUAGUUCGGAUCCAGACACACAGAGAGACCGCAGAUGUGACGAUCUUCCUAUUGGUUCACCAGCAUAGCUGAGGCCAGCAUCAUGCAGAGUGAUGGUGAUGAAGACUAUGACUAAUGCAGUGUUAUGUGUCCCUGGUUAUCACCGACGUUAGGAUAAAGACCGCGGUCUUCUUCCCGUUUCUUAUGAGGGUAGGACAUAUACUAUUGACAUCUUGUGUAUGAAAGAAAUCUUGUCGCUAUGUCGAAUUCUCACUUGCCUGAGACUUCCCUAUGGGCAAACAGAAAAUGUCUGUUCAUAUGUGCCGUCGUCGCGAUUGCAAAUGCGCAGUACGGAUUGGACUCCGUUGUCGUCGGGUCUCUUCAAGCUACGCCUGGCUUCUUGGAGGUUUUCGGAUAUCCUGAUCCCGAUCAACCCGGCGGAUACGGAAUAGACGGCACAUUCCAAAGACUCAUAGGAUCUCUCCUGACGCUUGGCGCAUUCCUCUCCUCUCUUGUAGCUGGUGUUUUUGCCAAUUACUUUGGUCGUAAGGUCGCGCUUUGGUCAGCUUGUCUCUUAAACGCGGUAGCUUGUGUUAUACAAAUUUCGACGACAAGCAAGGUGGCGAUCUACAUCGGUCGGCUUAUUCUGGGUCUGGCGAACGGCUUUCUCGUCACCUUCUCCAACAUAUACACUGCUGAGGCGUCGCCAGCCCACCUGCGUGCCGUCAUGGUAGCUCUGUUCUCGGAAUGGGUCAAUAUCGGGAGUAUCAUUGGAAGCGCGGUAACUAAUAGAACCAAAAGCUUUCUAGAUAAGACGUCUUACGAGAUUCCACUGGGAACACUCUUCAUCGUGCCGACUCUGUUGUCAAUUGGCCUUCUGUUUGUCCCGGAGAGCCCUCGAUAUCUGCUCUACAGAGGCAAUAGCGACGCGGCACGGAAAUCCCUGGAAACUCUCAGAGGAAAUUCAGUAUCGUCGGAAGAGUUAGAAAUUGAAUGGGUAGAAAUGGUCAAGGGAAUUGAAGAGGAGAAGCGGGCAGCAAAGUUGAUAGGGCCGCUAGACAUGUUCAAAGGAACUGAUUUACGGCGGACACUUCUCUGCUACGGUGUCAUUGGUACACAGACGGGCGCAGGCUCGUGGUUCGUGAUUAGCUAUGCGACUUACUUUAUGAUUGUUGCCGGACUCACUGUCGAGGAAGCAUUCAAGUAUACCAUCCUGAACACAGUCUUAGGUUUUGUUGGAGUCAACUUUGGGAUGUAUCUGAUGCGUCAUGUUAUGGGGCGACGUACUAUUCUCAUGACUGGUGCUAUUGUGCAAGGUGGCACGAUGUUGGGCUUAGCUGUUUCCGCGACAGUAGCUCCUGGAACAGUUGCGGCGCGAAAUUGCCUAAUCGCGUUCUUCGCCAUUUAUCUCUUCGUGUAUAACGCGUUCGUAGGGGAUGCGACAUAUCCAACUGCAACGGAGUUAGUCAGUACACGGCUGCGGUCAUGGUCAGUCGGGUCGGCUAUUAGUAUUGGCUACCUUCUUGCAUGGCUGACCUCGUUCUUCUCUCCCUAUUUUAUCAACCCGGAGAAUCUCAACUGGGGUGCCAAGUAUGGUUAUAUCUGGGCAGGUUCUAACCUGGCAUGCUUUCUCUUCUUUUAUCUUUUUGUCCCUGAGACAAAAGGGCGUUCAUUGGAAGAGAUCGAUGAGCUGUUCAAUAAUCGAGUGUCAGUCCGGAGGUUCAAGACAUACCAAACCACAAUUAUAGAAGAUGCUGUCAAAGAUGUGAAAGACCGGCGUGGAGGGAGCGAGAAAACCAUCGGCCCGGCUACGGAACACGUUGAUCAUGCUAAAUGAAAGUUAGAGUUGUUAGCCUUUGGAGAUACAUCUCCUCCGGGGCCCUAGUGCUAACUUAAUGUUUCCCCAGUUCCUACUAACCCCGGUCUGUUAGUUAAACAGUUAUGUCUUAGCUAUAUCCAAAUUAAAAUCUUAGUCAUAAAG